This is a messenger RNA of Aphanomyces invadans, 1833 nucleotides long. RefSeq lists its product as hypothetical. NCBI's taxonomy places the organism in Eukaryota, Oomycota, Saprolegniomycetes, Saprolegniales, Verrucalvaceae. The transcript is spliced from 11 exons. Gene Ontology annotation, biological process: regulation of DNA-templated transcription; peptidyl-arginine N-methylation. The record is from RefSeq and is a predicted model, not a curated record. Bases 1 to 1833 code for a protein of 610 amino acids. Gene Ontology annotation, cellular component: cytosol; nucleus.
AUGACCACAUCGUUGAUCGUCGGGCUCGAGACGUCGUUCUGCCAAGACUUGCCUUCGAAGCUCGAUAAGCUCUACGAAGAGCGCAUCACCCUUAUCGCAGCGCCUCUGUUCCAUCCACGCUUUCGCCGCGACGCGAACGGUGUGUCGGACUCCCGCGACGGUCCGCAAACGCGGUCGGAUUUGGUCCUGGACUCGCGAGGAUGGACGUCGUCUGUGAUCGGAAACGUGUCCAAGUGGAUUGACCUGGACUCGAUCUGUGAUCAUGUGCGAUGGACUGCCGAAGCUGUGUUCAAACAAGAACUUGCAUGGGCAUCCCACUUGUCGCUGACUGCCGUGGUCACCCCUGCACUGCAUUCUGCGCGGUCGAACACCAACUACGCGCGCAUUCUCAACCAAGCUGCAUCGCAAGCGCAAAGUGGUCUGCUUUUCUGGGUCCUCGUGCCUCUGUACGUCCCCAUGCAGCCCUCGGACGAAGGCAACGACUCGUGGAAGGCAUGGAAUGCUUUGCGCACGAUGAGCGACUUCAAUCCCAGGAUCUUGGUUGCGCUCGAAGUGACAGCCGACCUACCCGACCGCACCGUCCUCGCUCGUUGGCUGGGAGAACCCAUUGCCGCUGUGUACAUACCGACAAACAUCUUCCUGACCAACAAGAGCGGGUACCCGACCUUGUCGAAGCAGCACCAGAGGUUCUUUCUCCAACUCUUUCAGCAUGCUCGUAUUCGAUACUUUCUCAAGGGCCGACCAUACCACCACGGUCGCUACCUACCCUACGUUCAGUACUUGGACCAUCUCUACUCGACUCGAUCAUCGUGCCCUGACGCCAAGGCCGCCUUCGAGGCGCCGUACCUCGACUACCUCCAAGCGCCGCUGCAACCGCUCAUGGACAACUUGGAGUCUCAAACGUACGAAACAUUCGAGCAAGAUCCCGUCAAAUACGAGCGCUACGAAGUGGCCAUCACUCAAGCGUUGGCUGACACGCCAGAAGCCAAGGAAUCGGUUGUCAUGGUGGUUGGUGCCGGACGAGGGCCGCUGGUGCGGUGCGCAUUGAGAGCCGCAAAGAAAGCAGCACGGACGAUUCGGAUGUUUGCCGUUGAGAAGAACCCGAACGCAGUGAUCACGUUGCGCAACAUGAAAGUAUCGGAAAAAUGGGAUAACGUCACGAUUGUAUCGUCCGACAUGCGCGUGUGGAAGGCACCCGAACCUGCUGACAUCAUGGUGAGCGAGCUGCUCGGAUCCUUCGGCGACAAUGAACUGUCACCCGAGUGUUUGGACGGGGCGCAGUCGUUCCUGCGAGAGGGCGGAGUCAGCAUUCCGUGCAAGUACACGUCUUUUGUGAGCCCGAUUUCGUCGUCCAAACUUUGGAACGAAGUGAAAGGCGCCGAUGCGAACGUCCUCAAGGGCUACGAGACUCCCUACGUCGUGCGACUCCAUCAAAUCUUUUCUUUCGCCCGUCCCCAGCCUUGCUUUACUUUUGAGCACCCCAACUUGAAUGCUGUCAUCGACAAUAAGCGGUACCACCAGAUGACGUUUAACGCGAUCGAAGACGGUGUUGUCCAUGGCCUGGCGGGAUACUUUGACAGCGUCCUGUACGCCGAUACGUGCAUUAGCAUCAACCCGGAGACGUUGGACUUGAGCCCUGGGAUGUUCUCGUGGUUUCCCAUCUUCUUCCCUCUGCGGACACCUCUCUUGGUUCGUCAGCACGACAAGAUCGAGGUGUGUUUCUGGCGUCAAGUGGGAGGAGGGAAGGUCUGGUACGAAUGGGCGGUGGCUGUCAACGAUACGUGGGGGCCGAUCCAUAACCCCAACGGCCGCUCGUACUGGAUCGGGUUGUAG